AUGUCAAACGGUGAUUUCGUUCAUGACGCGGUGGAGCUCAUCAAAGCUCGGGUUGGGCUACCAAGUGAGAACCCUACCACCGCAGCCUGGCAAAAUCCACCGCAUCCAACAGUGUCGAGCGCCCAAUCCCAUGCAUUACCAGCGGAAUCCGAUGUGAUCAUUAUUGGUUCGGGCAUCACAGGCAUCGGUGCUGCGCACUGCCUUUUGAAUCAUCGAAACGGCACAGAUCUUAAGGUUGUUAUGCUGGAAGCCCGAACAGCAGUCAGCGGGGCAACGGGCCGUAACGGAGGCCAUCUCGUCUCUGAUAGUGAUUCUUUAUUUCCAGCUCUCGUCAAAAGUGUCGGUGUCGAGCGUGCCACAGAGACGGUGCGGUUUAGCGAAGCGAAUAUUCGUCGUCUCAAAGCUCUUGUAGCUCAACUUAGUCCGGCGGAUCAAGAGGCAGUUGAGUAUCGUGAGCUCAUGACGGUGACAGCUUAUACAGAUCAAGACUCUUUUAAAACGGCUGUAGAAGAUGUUCGUCAACUUGUGAAGGCUGUGCCAGAUGGCGAGCUGAAGUACAAGAUAUUUGGCAAAGAGCAAGCUGCCAAUGUCUUCAACUUCACCAAUGUCACUGGCGCAGUAGCGCAAACCGGUGUUGCUGCAUUGUGGCCUUAUAGACUUCUCACAACUGUUCUGGAGUCACUGAGAAAGGAAUUUUCGGGUCGAUUUGUUCUGGAGACGAACACACCUGCUCUAUCAGUUCAACAACGAAAAGACUCAGCAGAACCAUACCCUUAUGUGGUUCGAACACCUCGAGGAUCUAUUCGCACCAGGCAUGUCAUUCACUGUACAAAUGGUUACUCAGGCCAUUUGAUCCCAGGACUCGUUGGAAGUCUUUACCCAUUGCGAGGAACAAUGUCGACACAGAAGCUGGGACCAAGCUUUUCAAAUGUUGGUGACAAGGUAUCUUGGUCUCAAGUCUCUCAUGGAUCAUACGAUGCAAAGACUGGGCACAUCAAUCUCGGUUUGUACUAUGCUCAGCAGAAUGUCAAAACAGGAAUCAUGUUUCUCGGCGGUGAGUCGCAGAAACUGGCCACCCUGCUGACCAGUGACGAUUCCACAGUUGCGGAGGAUGCCCGAGAGAGUUUAAGUUCUGCAGCUCCCAAAAUCUGGAGAAAUGCAGCUCCUACCGAAACACUUGAGGUGUGGUCAGGAAUAAUGGGGUUUACAGCAGAUGGGUUGCCCGUGGUGGGAAAUCUCCCCCACAGUCUUACAGGUAGAACUGGGAACGGCGAGUGGAUUGCCGCAGGCUUCAAUGGCCACGGUAUGGACAAGUGCUGGCUCACUGGUGAAGCUAUUGCCAGGAUGGUUAUUGGAGAGCAGAAUGUUCCAGGUUUUCCAAAGGCGUAUCUUCUCAGUGAGGACAGAGUCAAAUCUUGGUCACCAGAAAAUGCAGCCAUAACUCUGAUGGACCAUAUCAUUGUUGGAAGCGCAACUCCAGCAAGCCGUCUUUAG
Fusarium sp. VM40 is the source of this 1494-nucleotide messenger RNA. The record is from the annotation of a GenBank genome assembly. Lineage: Eukaryota; Fungi; Ascomycota; Sordariomycetes; Hypocreales; Nectriaceae.